This is a messenger RNA of Oncorhynchus kisutch (coho salmon), 2504 nucleotides long. Its product is annotated as protein ZNF365-like. NCBI's taxonomy places the organism in Eukaryota, Metazoa, Chordata, Actinopteri, Salmoniformes, Salmonidae. The record is from RefSeq and is a predicted model, not a curated record. The transcript has 5 exons. Gene Ontology annotation, biological process: regulation of double-strand break repair via homologous recombination; regulation of DNA strand resection involved in replication fork processing; regulation of neuron projection development. The coding region runs from base 432 to 1619 and encodes 395 amino acids.
GACACGGUAGACUCCUCCUCACCACUGUCUGAGAUGCACAUUAUGGAGUUCAAUGAAGAAAAAAAAACGAUUUUAACGGCCUGACAGUUAAUAACACAUAAUUUCUUAUUCAUUUAGUUGGAAAUUAUGACUAUUUUAAAUUCCAUUCAAAAAUGUAUUUGACGGCGAAGAAUAUUUAUGCCAUCAUGUGCAAUGCUGCCCAAUGAAGACACUGUUCUGGUUCGAAUUGGUAGCCAGUAAACGCGAUAUUGUAGCUAUUUUACUGAAUUAGCAACAUUCCAUUGAUAUUUGGUUGCUCAUCGUCACUAGCUUAUACAUAACCAUUCCCAGGUAGGCCUACAGUAGGGGAGGCUGUGUUCAUUGCUCUCAGCUGACUAACAUUUUCACAACCCUACGCAGGAAAUUUGUGUGGGGAAUUCUUGCUAUUUUGCAUGACAUCAUCAUGCAAAUACAGCUUCCAGGUUGUAGGUGAAAUGCAGGCGAAGGUAUGCGCCAGGAGGACCUCUCUCGUCACUGAGAAUGGGCAGGCUUGUGGGGCAUCUGCGGACUCCCAGCUCCCAUUUAGGUGCCCUCGGUGUGGGGAGCGUGAGAGGUUCAAUAGCCUGGCCUCCUUGAGAGACCACCUGGAAUACAGCCACAGCUACUACCACACCAUGCACGAGCUGAGCCUCCCGACCCGCAGGGGGCACUCUCACCCAGAGAGAGUCCUGCAUGUGCGUUCCCUGAGUGACACACGAGAGGUCACUAGCUGCAUAGAGAGGUGUCGUACGCAUAGUGUGGGGACGCAGGCAGCGGAGGAGAUACAAACUGAAGAAGAGGCCCGUAAAGAUGAUUUAAAAUUCCACAAGUCCAGCCCUGGGACAGAUCAUAUCCCAUUUCCAUUUGACAACCCUCCAGACCCAGGCAGCAAGCCUGAGGCGGUGUCCCCAGAGUGGAGUGUCUGUGCUGGGGAGGUGUCGGUCAGGCGCAGGCUUGCCAAGGUCCUGCUGGCAGCGGACAGCACCAUGCAGAGGAGGCUGCACAGGGUCAGCACGGAGCUGGCCCAGACGGACACAGAGCUGCUGUGUGAGCGUGCCCACUCCCAGCACCUGGCCCAGGAGAGGCAGGAGGUUCAGGAGCGGGAGAGGGCGCUAAGCCACCAGGUGGACAUGGCCGUGAUGGUGAUCGCCACACUAAAGGAGCAGCUGAACGAGUCAGAGUACGAGCUGGAGAGGAGAGAACAAGAAGUCAUCACCAUUCAGAAUUUUCUGGAGGCUGCAGCCCAGCAUGAGAUAUGUGGUAAAGUUCGGAUCCAACGUUUCAUUGAGAACCUGCUCAAACGCAUCGCCCUGGCUGAGAGGCUACUGGAGUACUAUCAGAGCUCACCCAGUCCACCAACCUACACCGAUUACAUGCACCAGACAGCUGAAAAUGGACCUCAUAGAAUAACCAAAAGCAGGUCAGCAGGUUAUCAGCUGUCACAGUCCUGUCCCCAGGAGGGUAGAAUGCACCCCUCCCAGUUAGGACGGGCGUUCCCCAAAGGCCCUAGUGAGAGAGUGGGUAACUCUGGCUACUUCAGACCUGACCGCAGGGAUGAAGCCUGGACCCAGCGCCGCAGAUCAGCUGGAUUUGAGGACUAGGUAACCUGACCAGGGCCCGACAAAUGAAUGUAUAUAUGAUAAGUAUUUACUGAAUGUAUAGAUAAUACUGAGCAGGGGAUGCUUUAUGGCCAUGUGUACGCUAGUUUUUGCUACAUUCUGUCCUAGAGGUUGCUACUGUCCUAGUUUCAAUUUUGGAAGUACUGUAGAAACUUGAUGGAUAGGUAUUUCUGACCCUCAUUGGUGUUUUAAUUACUAUUAAAUCAUAUUAUUGAUGGGUGUAGAUCUAAUAAAAUACAGAAUUGUAUACAAAAAAACUAGAUGGUGGAAUUGUUAAAUGUCCACUCCAGUAGAAAUCCACUUUUGAGGUGAAAGAUGGCCAGAGCUUACUCAAGAUGUUGCACAACAAGUUAAGUCAAUAAGUCAUCAUAUUAGUCAAAGUACGAUAUAUUUGGGCUUUAAGUGACACAUCCAAACUUCCCACUUCUUGCAAAUCUUUGUGAAUGUGGUAUCUCUUCCUGUGAUAUGACAUAGAAAUUAUUUUCAGCCUAUGUUUCAGGGCUGGGUUUUAUUUGAAUGUUACCACCCACUAGCAUGGCAUUGUUUAGAGCUUUGGCCAGAACCAAAAGGUCGCUGGUUCGAAUACCCGAGCCGGCCAUGUGAAAAACCUGUCUGUGCCCUUGAACAAGGCACUUAACCCUAAUUUGCUCCAGGGGCACCGUACUACUAUGACUGACCCUGUAAAACAACACACUGCACCUAUCUGGUGUAUGUGACAAUAAAAACAGCUGCAAAGUUAUUCCUCUUUGUGACUGAGAUGAGCUAAACAGUAUUGUGUCCAAUUGGCUGGCUGAGCCAUUGAGCAAAUUUAAAUAGGGGUACAAAUGUUUUUACACCUCCACUUUUUUUUUUUUACCAGAAAAAUAU